Cheilinus undulatus (humphead wrasse) is the source of this 3482-nucleotide messenger RNA. RefSeq names its product RNA-binding Raly-like protein. Lineage: Eukaryota; Metazoa; Chordata; Actinopteri; Labriformes; Labridae. The transcript is spliced from 7 exons. Gene Ontology annotation, cellular component: nucleus. Gene Ontology annotation, molecular function: RNA binding. The record is from RefSeq and is a predicted model, not a curated record. The coding region runs from base 115 to 744 and encodes 209 amino acids.
CACACACUCUCACACACAGACAGAGGACGUAAGAGGAGAGUUGCAGGAAAGAAGGAAAGAGGUCUUUGGCUCAUCUUUCUUUUUUCUGUCUCUUGGUUGUUCUGCAUCCCUGAUAUGACUCUGUUCAGCCCAAGAUACACGAGCAUGAGUGGAGAGCUGAAGUCCAGCCGCUCUAGGGCAGCGAGUAAGAGGGCCAGUAACACCACUUAUGGAUUGGAGUUGGACUUGGACUAUGACAGCUACAAUGAGGACUACUAUGACAGGGUGUAUGACUACCAGCGUGUGCCGGCCUCCUUGUCUCCUCUCCCCCUGGGACCCAGUCUGGCCAAGCGAUCCCGUUCCUCCUCCUACUCCACCGGGCACAGACGCAGCCGAGACAGAACCCACUCCAAAAGCUCCAGAGCCCACUCUACCAGUUCAUCCACAUCCAAGUUGGGCAUGGAGGAGUUGCAGGUGAUUAAAAAGGAGCUGACUCUGAUAAAGACACAGAUCGAUGGGCUGCUCGACAGUCUGGACAGGAUGGACACACAGAGGAAUGACCACAAAGGUUCUCCACAGAGAGAGGACAGUCCAGCUGGCUCAGGGUACGCUCUGUCUGCCAGUAGUCCCGAGCACUCUCUCUCCUCCCUCUCCCCACCCAGCUCCCGUCAUCGAAUCCACAGGGAGAGCCCCGACCUGAGGGAGCCAGACAACGACCACCACACGAUGAGCAACCACAGCUCUGAGCCUGAGGAGGAAAUAUGAAGUAAAAAUUAAGAAGAUGUGGAUUAAGUGCCAAACAUGGAGGAAGAGAACAACAACCACCGAGCCAACACACAUAUCAGAGGAUCAUAUCCCCUUCAACAGAGUGUACAUUUAACAAUGCACAAUACAUUUGACCUUUUCUCAGCAGCUUGGUUUCUGUGAACAUACUUUAGGGAGGAAACACUGACACUGGUGACUUCAACACACUGAGCACAUGCACAUCAUUUAGAAGAAGUUAUGAUGAACUAAGAGAGUGACAGAGAGAGUCAGAGGGAUUUUAUCCAGAGAGUAAUUAUGAAGAUUACCUAGAGGCAUGCUGGUGAAUUAAACUUUUUUAAUAUAAUCCUGCCUGAGCAGGCUCUUCUAUUGUUGUGUGAGCAGGUUGGUACAGCACCAAUAUUCCAGUAUUAAUACAGAUAGUGCAAUAUUAAUCCAAAUGAGACAAUAGACUUCUCUGAUUAAAACAUUAUGUAAGCAGCUUACCAGAUUAGCUUGUUCACAUUAAAAUUCUUCUGCUGAACAGGAAGCAAAAUGUCAGAUGGUCCAUACAGGAAUCAUUAAUGUAUGGUCAUGACGAAGUACAGAAGGAGAUGCAUUUUGUCUGCUGGAUCUCCAGAAACAGAAACUCUACAGAAUAGACCCUUCUCUAUCAAAUAUUUAUUUAUGUUUAAUAAAGACCUUUGACUAGACAGUGGAUUCGUAUGAGCGACUUGCUUAGAGGUUGUUGUAGUUAAGAGAAUAAAUGAAAUAGUGUGUGCAUGUGCAGUAGAAAUGAAAAGUCUCUGCAGAAGUCAUUGUAUCUAUACCUUAACUGUGUAUUAAUAUGGACACCUCCCUGUCUCCAUCUAUUGUGUAGAAUGAAACCAAAAUACCUCCAUGACAGGUGCUGACAUAUUGCACUGGUGAUGUAAUUUAGAGCCAAGACGUCUUAGAAAAUUCCCCGUGAGCCCUACCAACCAGCAUACAUCAUCAUUAUGUAAUAUGCUAUUUAACCCCAACAAAAAUUGCAAUUUGUAAACUUUCUGUAUUUCCAAAGCUCACAUAAGUAUUAUCUUAAAAAUGUAAAUGAAAAUAUUAUUAUGCAUUCUGGUAAAAAUAAAUAAAUAAAAAAUGGAAGUGUAAUAAAAUAGGUUUAUGUACCUCUGCCAGUUUUACUCUACUGAAAAAGAGCCAGUGCACACAUUAGUUGAAUUUAACUUAUAAAAUAGCAUCAAAUAAAAACACUAGUAAUUAUGUUAAUUUGAUCUUUUUCCCUCCUCCUCUGUUUACUCUUUUUUUCCACUCCCAGGCAGAAAAUUCCUCCUCAUUUGUUUCUUCAGUGGCUUUCUUUGUCAAACAUUUUCACAGGGAUACUGCAUGCAACAGUUAACAUCAUAGCAUCUCAUGAGGCUUUGUCUGCUUUAGGGUUAUCAAAAUUGGGUUUGCACAUAUUAACUAAAAUCAUAAUAUACACAUAUUAAAUGUUUAAUACAAAGGUCUUUUGGUAAUAAAAAAACACAUGUAGACCUAUUUUCUUAGGAUUUUAUUAAUAAAAAACAUUUCAUUGAUGUUUUUUGUUUUUUUUUUCUAAUUUAUAAUUGCUCUGUUUUUGUGUGGGUCUUGGAGAGACUCAGCUGGUCUUUGAUACAGUAAGGGGGGACGACAAGGAAAAGUUGAACGACUGUGUUAGACCAGUGCGCUACCAGUACAAACAUUACUCAUUUAGAGCCACUGCUGUGGUCUAAAUCCUUUGGUGGCCCCUUAUUGGCUGUGGGGCCCCAAGCAGAUGCGUAUCUUGCCUGUUGACAACAGUGCCUCAGAGAACAGAUAAUUCUGGUUUGAAGCAGAGACUCUCAGUUAUAGUAGGCUUACUGACUGUCUGUUAUGUUUUUCAUUGUUUUCUCUUGUCUUUCUCCUCUAAUCUCAAAUCCAUCUGACAACACUACACAUAGCCUCAUGUCAACAGAGCUGUCAAUCAUGAUGGUGCAUCUGGUCUUUUUUGCAUCAAAUAGCUAAUUAAAACAAAAUACUCAGAAAAAUUAACAUCAGUCAUUGUGUUUGAAAACUGAUUAUUACGUCAUUUGGACUUGACACUGUUUUAGGUAUUUUGUAGUACUUUAUACGUAGUUUGGCCCAUGUCCCAUGUGUCAACAUAGAGGAGUUGGGGUUUGUGACCUAUACUGCUACCAGUCAGCAGAGGGAGCUUUAGAUAUUUUUCCUUCACUCCAAGGCAACAGUUCCAUGUCCAUCUUAAUAUACAGUCUUUGAUUUUGACCCAAACAAAGGAAAUGAGUGAACACUCAGAUUUGAUCACUAAAGAUUUUUUUUCCAAAACACUUCUUGUAUAUGAUAAAACAUCACGUAGCAUUCAGAGACUUUAGAGUCCUGUUGAUCAAUCAAGAAAAAAGAGGUUGUUUUCUGCUGAAGGUUUUUUUGCUUGAAGUGACUCUAAUGAAAUUGUUAUUCCAUUAAAAUGUGUUUUCCCCACUGCUUUAAAUACACUAAAGUUCAUGAUAUUCUUCCACCAUGUAUUUGGCACUUAAAGAUGUGCAGACUCCCAGGUCAGUGUGUAAUAUUGUGAAUUAUUGUAAACUUUUAUGUAAUUGUUGAAUUGUCUGAUUUGAAACUUGCUUUAGCACUUCUCAUGUUUUUGUUUGUUUUUGGGUUUUUUUGUAAAGAAAAACAAUGUAUAAUUAUAAUUCCUAUGGUGUUACAUGUUUUUGUUUGCAUUCUUAUGAAAAGCCAAAUGGAAAUGCUCA